AUGUUGGAUGGCCAACAAGGCUUCAUACCGUUACCCGCCGAGAAGGUCAUUCACAAAUCAUCCCCGAGAGUGUCGCUCGCUAUUACAACACCGUCGACUUAUCCAGGUCGCAAUCCUUUGAACAUAAACUGCAAUUCAGGCGUGGUCUAUCUGACUAAUCAGAGAAUUGUAUAUCUGCCCGACAGUCCUACGGCAGAGCUUCAGUCAUUUUCCGCACCACUCUUGAAUCUGCAUGACUCCCAUAUCACAGUGCCCUGGUUUGGACCCAAUGCCUGGCAGGCCGCUCUCCAACCAGUCCCGGGAGGCAACAUUCCUGCAUCGCACGCGGUAGUCGAGCUCAAAUUGACCUUCAAGGAUGGUGGCGCGCCCGACUUCCACUCCAAGUUCGAGCAAAUCAAGGAGAGGCUGCAGCAGGUUGUCACGAACGCGCGGGAGAAUAACGCGUCCGGACAACGACGUGACAGUUUCCUGGGCAAUGUCAAUCUGGACAAUGUCCACCUUGAUCAACUGCCAUCCUACCAAGAAUCUGGCCAUGAUAGAGUAGCAGCAGGGGAUACGCUCGAGUCCAGUGCUGUCAUAGAGUCGCCUGGGACGGCAGGUCCGAUUCCAUCCUCUGCUGGUGGUCAGGUGGGAACAGCUUCACCCGCGGAAGAUAUGGAACCACCGCGGGAGCCGCCUCCAGGUUACGAGGAGGUGCAACAGCAAAGCAUACAGGCAGAGCUUGACCGGAGGCUCUCGCAACCUCUGCAAUAG
This is a messenger RNA of Capronia coronata CBS 617.96, 753 nucleotides long. RefSeq lists its product as uncharacterized. Bases 1 to 753 code for a protein of 250 amino acids. Gene Ontology annotation, cellular component: nucleus. Gene Ontology annotation, biological process: positive regulation of DNA-templated transcription. The transcript is spliced from 2 exons. Gene Ontology annotation, molecular function: chromatin DNA binding; transcription coactivator activity. Lineage: Eukaryota; Fungi; Ascomycota; Eurotiomycetes; Chaetothyriales; Herpotrichiellaceae. The record is from RefSeq and is a predicted model, not a curated record.